AUGCCCAACCAAUGGAAACCCACUCCUCCGCUGGAGGUAAUUGCGCCACAUAUUCUUCGCAUGUGGAAGGCACGCCAGACAGACCAUCAGAUUGUCCUUGAGCUGCAGAAGCACAUCGACACAACUCGCUACGGCAUCGGACGUACCAAAUUUCUCGAAAUCCGCAAAGCAAUGGGUCUUCAACGGACCCGUCAGCAAGCACAUACUGUUGAGUCUAUCUGCGAUGCAAUGGUCGAGUUACGUGCGAUCUAUCCGAAUGCGGGAGCACGCGAAAUGGCAAGCUUACUGUAUCAUGAGCAGGAUAUGAGUGUGGCUAGGAGUGUCAUAACAUCAUACUUUGCGGUGUUUGAACCUGAUCUUGUCCAUGCUGCACAUGGAAAUCCGCAGUUGAUUCUUACCUAUUACCUUGACACGCUUGAGGAACUUGGCCAUAUGCCUAUGGUAACACAAGGCGACCCUGGUUCUGAGAAUUUCAGCAUUGCAAACGCCCACACCAUGUUGCGGCAAUGGCAUGACCCAGCUUUGCAUGGCACACUCCAGCAUCGCUGGAUGCAAAGCAAGAAAAACGUCAUGCCUGAAAUUAUGUGGUCUCAACUGCGUCGCCGUUUCACCCCAGGGUUUGAAAACCUACUAGAUCAUGGUGUUAACGCGGGCUGCUCACAUGUUUGUUCAGACUGGUUUUCCGUUGGGUCUUUCAUCCCGUGGCUCCAGCGGGAGCUGGAUGCCUAUCAGGAUCGCGUCAAUAACUCCAUGAAACGGCACGACCGCAACAAGAUUCUCCCACACGGCAUCCCAAAUAUUAUCUACGAGGCAGCUGAAGACUUCGGUGCCUUGGAUUUCAAGAUCAAACUUGAACCAGAGGCUUUAGACCAUGUACGAAGUGCCUACAUCAAGCCUUCGCAUCCAGUAUUUGAUCUGGUUCCCGAGGCGUUUGGAGAAUGUAUCUCGCACUUCUAUGAUGAAUUGGGUCACCCAGCAGUUACACGGCAAUCAGCUUGGGAGAUUUAUCUUCAGUUGUUGGAAAUGUUGCAGCACGCUGAUGAGCUGCCUCCGCAGAUUGAGCUCCUAGACAGCGAAGAUGAAGAAGUUAUCCCACUUUUGGACAAUUAUGAGGACCUACCUGCACACGAGGAAUCCAACAACGCAUAUUAUAUGGGGGGUGUGAAUGGAGGACUCGGCAUGGAUACCAGGACAUCAUUGUCAAUUGGACAUCCUUGA
This is a messenger RNA of Suillus subalutaceus, 1218 nucleotides long. RefSeq lists its product as uncharacterized. NCBI's taxonomy places the organism in Eukaryota, Fungi, Basidiomycota, Agaricomycetes, Boletales, Suillaceae. The coding region runs from base 1 to 1218 and encodes 405 amino acids. The transcript has 8 exons. The record is from RefSeq and is a predicted model, not a curated record.